Aureococcus anophagefferens is the source of this 1968-nucleotide messenger RNA. RefSeq lists its product as hypothetical. The coding region runs from base 1 to 1968 and encodes 655 amino acids. The record is from RefSeq and is a predicted model, not a curated record. NCBI's taxonomy places the organism in Eukaryota, Pelagophyceae, Pelagomonadales, Pelagomonadaceae. The transcript has 5 exons.
AUGCCGACCAACCUCAUCUCGCGCAACGAUGUGCGCAUGCGCAUGCGCAUCGUCGACCACCUCGGCUACACGGGCGCGCGAUCGAGGCAGGUCGCGGCGUGGGCAACCAAGCUUGGCUUUGAUGUCACCUACGACACGCCGCAAGGGCAGAAAUCGCACGAGUGCGGCGCAAUCGCCGCGCUCACCGUGCACACGUUCCGCGCACUGAACCGCGACUUCGACGCGCUCCUACACGCCGACGUCACCGCUCACCUCGACACGACUGCGCUCGACGCGGCGUACGCGGCUGUGAAGGAGAUUACGGCCGCGCAAGACGAUGAGCACCAAAUCGAGUGGCCGCAGCCCUUAGUUGGAGUUGGUGAUCAGUACCCGGAUCUCAAAGACGGCCACAUCGACUACUUGCUCGAGCGUUUGGACCCGAAUGACCGGCGUUCUUACGUCAAGCCGUAUGACCAUGGUCUCCGCGAGAUCGCGUUCUACUACGCGCGUGCGAGGUUCUACUACGCUCAUGCGAGGUUCGGCGACCUCGGGCCCACGGCCGAGAUCUUCAUCAGCAACGACACUGGCCCCUGCAAGAGAAAGUACAUCGAUGAUCUCGACUCCGACGACGACUUCGACCAAGACGCGUGGAAGAAGAAGUGCGAGGUAUUGGAAGAGAGGUGCACCGCGGCCGAAAUCAGGUUCAACGAUUUCAACCGCAACAAAUGGAUGGAAUGGAAAAAAUUGUACGAUGCAACCGAAUUUUCUACUCGAGACGUCCGCUAUGGAUCUGAAGUGCUGUCUUCUACGGCUGCUGGUGCCAGGUGUAAAGUAGCUGGUGUUUCUGACAUGCUUCUUCUGCCUCCAGGACACCAAGCAGCUUCGCUUUGCGUGCGACCUGAACGUGUCAGACGGCAUGACAAGAUUGUUGUCGGGCAGUGGGUGAGAGAGCGAGUCUCUGCUUUUGAUUCUAACUCAGGUCAGAGAUGGUCCCAUGUCAACUAUGGUGCUCUCGCAGACAAAGCCACUAUUCUAUGCUAUAUCUGUGCAGUGCAUGAGCACAUCUCAUAUUUGUAUACACCUGAUGAUGGUGAGGCUUUGAAGAUAACAAAUGAAAAUGUGAGGAGGAGAAGAGUCAGCUCCAUUUGUGAAGUGAAGGUGUCGAAGUCUGAGCGACGGCUGAGCACCGAGACGAAGAACUCUGUACCAAGGCAGCCACCGCCUGCAUCACUCGCUGAAGUGCCAUGGUUGAAUCCUUUGGCCAGGGACAAAGGCAAUGUGCUCCAGUGCAUCCAGAGUAUUCUAAGGAGCCGUGGCAAGCGAGAAAAGCCCACGGAUUCACGCGACAUACACAUGUCCUUCUCAUCUUUUGAAGGUAUUACCCGCAGUGAGUAUGUGGGUACGCUGAGUGCCAUUCGCGUCUGCUACCCGCUUCGGGAGAGCUUUGAUGCCGAGUACAUGCAUGUGUAUGGAUCCUGUCCCGUGGAGCACAUGCAAAUCUGCAGUUGGCGCACAAAGGACGAGCUGGAAAGGCUCGGCAACUGGUUUGGUCAACCGAAUUUCAACAUGCACAGACGUGGGAACCGUCCAAAGCUAUGUGUUCCAAUGCCAGUGAUGUUUGAUGAGAUGAAUGUGGUGCAUCCAAAGUACUCCAGAACUCGAAUUGUUACGGUGGCAUACCAGCGAGUUGGACCGGUUGCACAAGGUACUGCACAUCACUUUCUACCCGGAGGUGACUGCGCCCCACCAGCUAUGCCAGUCCCAACUCAGCCAUCUGAGCCUGUGCAAUGCGGAGAAGAAGAGUACACUGAUGCUGUUCUCCAGGGCGAGCAAAUUGAGAUUGACUCUGGCACGUACAAGAUCAUCGAGGUCGGCCCCACCUGCAAAGUGACUCUCGUCGCUGGCAGCGGCACGCAGUCUAUCCUCAUCCCGCGCGCAGACGCCGUGAGGCGCCUCGCCUUGUUCCUCGGCCUAGCCCCUCCCCAGUAA